UUGUGCAGUUAGAGCGAUUGCACUGUCUGUCUGUCACUUGUGAAUAUUGUUUGUGAGUACAUGUGUGUGUUAUUUUGAACAAAAGAAUGGUUUUUACACGUACGACGUUAUUUAGUUAGUGUAGUUUUAGGUAUUUAAGUGAGUGUAAAAAGGUGGUGAAUUCAAACAAUAAUAUUUGCGUUUAUUGGCAUGUCAGUUCUUGUAAGAUCAGGUUAUGUCACAAAUUAGGACAAUGUCAAAACUUCCUUUACAUGAUAAUGGUCAUGAGGAGACUGGCAUGGAUGAUGUGUCUGCAACUUCAGCAAACCCGUACAAUCCUGAUUUAAGAGAUGAUGUUAAUAUUCACCUAAACGAUUGCUUUUCUAGUGUAUGUGCUGACAGUAAAAGUAGUAAAAGUGAUCCAACCAUAAAAUUACAAGAACAAUCAGCUAGCAGCAAUUCAGUACAGUUUGGUGAUAACAUGCAGUUUCAGGGGGAGCUGACCUUGGCUGACAAUAUUCCAGAUGAUGUGAUGGUUGUAAGAACCUCAGCAAUGGGCCCAUAUCCUAUGUCGCUGCUGGCUGCAAGUUCACCUAUGAAUAAAAGUAUUUCGAGUUCUGCUUCUGGUUCAAUUUGUAGAAUCUGCUUAGAAGGUGACUGUAUUGAGGAACUGAUAUCACCAUGUGACUGCAUGGGUUCGAUGAGUGUCGUCCACAUCUGCUGCCUGGAGAAAUGGCUCUCCACUUCCAACCUGGACCGCUGCGAGGUCUGCAAGUUCCAGUUCAAAAUCAAACGUACACCUCGACCCAUCAUUCAGUGGCUGUUCAGCAGACAGAGUCGUGAUGGACCACACGGGUUUUGUGGUGACGCUCUCUGUCUAAUCCUGCUCACUCCCAUUUGCCUAACCUCCGUGUACCUAUGUGGCAUGGGCUCCCUGGCUUACUUGCAGCGAGGGGCAUGGGAAGGUGUUGGUCUUGCAUUCCUCAGCCUAAUAGUGCUCUUCACCUUCUUCCUCUGGGGUUUUACUACCGUCAGAUUCCAGUGGCAGAGCAUGAACCGGUGGCGCAUGAGCAACCAGACGGUACACCUGGUGGACCAUGCUAAGGCGCGGCGGCGGCGUCAGCUCGGCACAACACAAUGUAAUGCCCAUCGUACCCCUGCUCUGCCUUCCCACAUAUAGCCUCAGUCUCUAAGGAACAAUGCUCAAUCUACCAUGGUGCAUGGCAGUGUCUUGUAGUACCCUCUAUAGACAAACCAGUCAUUCGGUUGUAAAAAUGUAUAAGAUAUUUGUUGAUCUGUCAGGAGUUAUAGUUAUAGAUAUCUGUGUCCCAGAACCAUAGUAUCAUCUAACUGUAUUUUUGUGCUCUUAUUAAAAUAACUUAAUUAUCUCUGUAGGUUUUCAUGUAAUUUCAGUUAGAUAGUGGUGAAUAAGUUUUUAGCUUUCAUUUCUUGACUGAUAAAAGCUAAAAGCAUAACAGCUCUUGUUUAUAACAGUAAAAUGUUUUAUAAUUAUGAGAUUUUAAGUGUUUAACUUUCUUUAAGAUUGUUCCAGAUUGAGCCAUUUUAUAGUUGAUGUCUAAACUGCCAUAGCUUGUUUUGUACACUAAAAUAUACAAGCUAGGAGAGAUUUCGGAAAAAGUUUGAUAUUUUUAUUCAUUAUGAGUUGUGUUUUACAAUUUUAUCCUUGUGUUUUCUCUCUGUGAUUUAAAAUCGCUUGCUCAAGGUUUCCGGUUUGUUGUAAAUAUGAUCUUUUAUUAUUUAUUAUACUUAAAACUAAGCAUUAUGUGUAUCUAUAGAAAUUUAUGAAUUACAUAAAAUAUUAUCUCUGUGCAUUCUUUUAAAUUAUGUUGUUUAAAUAAGCAUUUCAAUUAAGUUUGCUUUAUUUUGCGCCAUACAUUUUAGUUUGUUAAUUAUUUCAACAUAUAAGCAAGUUGAGAGUAUCAGGCUGUGUUAGUGCUAUAUAAGCUCUGUGUAAAGUUGUUCAACAACUAAAAACAUAUUUUUAGACUAAACAUAGAAAAUUUGAUGUGAAGUGGAAUUAAUUUAAUAAAUAUAUUUUAUGAGUGAAAA
Messenger RNA from Homalodisca vitripennis (glassy-winged sharpshooter), 2049 nucleotides. Its product is annotated as E3 ubiquitin-protein ligase MARCHF2-like. Gene Ontology annotation, molecular function: ubiquitin-protein transferase activity; zinc ion binding. Bases 215 to 1159 code for a protein of 314 amino acids. The transcript has 5 exons. Gene Ontology annotation, biological process: protein ubiquitination. Lineage: Eukaryota; Metazoa; Arthropoda; Insecta; Hemiptera; Cicadellidae. The record is from RefSeq and is a predicted model, not a curated record.